Athene cunicularia (burrowing owl) is the source of this 3389-nucleotide messenger RNA. It is a transcript of the gene PDE3B, whose product is annotated as phosphodiesterase 3B. Gene Ontology annotation, biological process: signal transduction. Lineage: Eukaryota; Metazoa; Chordata; Aves; Strigiformes; Strigidae. The transcript has 16 exons. The annotation marks the transcript as partial. Gene Ontology annotation, molecular function: 3',5'-cyclic-AMP phosphodiesterase activity; protein kinase B binding. Gene Ontology annotation, cellular component: membrane. The record is from RefSeq and is a predicted model, not a curated record.
GCCGAGCCGCAGAUGGUCCUGGCCAGGCUCCUGACGGUGCUGGGCUCGGCGGCGGCGCUGACCCUGCUGCAGAGCUCCCUGAAGUGGCGCCGGAGCCUCCUCGUCUUGGUCUUCUCCAGCCUGGUGUGGCUGGUGUCGCUCACCAGCCUUCCCUCGCUCCCCCCGGCCCUCAGACCGCUGCUGGCAGGCUCGGUCGGGGUGGCUGGCUGCCUCCUGGCACUCUGCGGCGGGGAGCACGGCAUCUUCUCGGCUCAGAGCCGAGGAGCGCACCACCAGCAUCAUCACCACCCACGGCUCCCCAGCGCGGAGGAAAAAGUGCCUGUGAUCAGACCCAGGAGGAGAUCGAGCUGCGUGUCCUUAGGAGAAACGUCGGCCAGCUACUACGGCAGCUGCAAAAUGUUUAGGAGACCCUCGCUGCCUUGCAUUUCCAGAGAGCAGAUGAUACUUUGGGAUUGGGAUUUGAAGCAAUGGUACAAGCCCUAUUACCAGAAUGCUGGCAGUGGAAAUGGAGUUGAUCUCUCAGUACUAAAUGAGGCUCGGAGCAUGCUAACAGACCUCCUGACUGACCCGUCCCUCCCACCACAAGUGAUUUCUUCCCUUCGAAGCAUUAAUAGUUUGAUUGGGGCUUUCUCAGGCACAUGCAGGCCAAAGGCUAGUCCGUUCACACCAUUUCCUGGUUUCUUUCCCUGUCCUGAAGUAGAGGAUCCUGCUGAAAAAGGAGACCGAAAGCUGCUCAAGGGAUUAAAUAGCAGGAAUAGCCUGCCAACACCACAGCUGAGACGAGCUUCAGGAGUUUCUGGAAUUCCACCUAUAGAAUCAACAACAUCAUCUAGAUGGGAAAGGAGUAACAGCAAGAGAUCUCAUCAGGAAUGUAAUACAUCAAGCCAAGGAUCUCAUUCAAAUGGGUCAUUUGGUGCAAACCUGCUGACAAUACCAAAACAAAGAUCAUCUUCUAUGACACUGACUCAUCAUAUAGGUCCCAGGCGAGCAGGUGCUUCUCCUGGUCUGAGUCCUGUGGGUUCACCUAGUCACGGAUCUGUCUCCAGUGGGGCUUUCAGCAGCUGGUCACCUGUAGAAUUUCCUGAUACUGCUGAUUUUCUUACAAAACCAAGCAUUAAUAUACAUAAGCCUCCAGGAUACACACUUACUUCUCCAGACUUUCAGCAGCAAGUUAAAACACCUGUAGGUUAUAUGUGUAGCAGCUGUGGACGUCAGAUACUCAAGCCUGUUUCAACACCAGAACCAGAAUUUGCAGAAUAUAAAGACAGAAGAUCAGGUGAAAUUGGAAGUGCUAGUGUUCCAAAAGAAUCUUUCCACCAUACGGAGAAGAAAAAAGAUGAAAGGAAGGAAAUGAUCGAUCAGACACAAAAUAAUCUGCUUGUAGAGCAGAGUCCUGCAUUAGAAAGGUUAUUUGACCAUAAUUCACUAAUGGAGAAGAUGAACAAUUGGAAUUUCCAAAUUUUUGACCUUGUGCAAGAAAUGGGAGACCAGUCUGGAAGGAUCCUUAGCCAGGUAACUUAUACCUUGUUUCAAGACACUGGUUUGUUUGAAAUUUUCAAAAUCCCAACUCAAGAAUUCAUGAAUUACUUCUGUGCACUAGAAAAUGGCUACCGAGAUAUUCCUUAUCACAAUCGCAUACAUGCCACAGAUGUUCUUCAUGCAGUAUGGUAUCUGACAACACGGCCUAUUCCUGGAUUUCAGCAAGUUCAUAAUGAGCAUAUAAUGGAAAGUGAUAUGGAUGAAGCCAGUGGUAUUGCCCCUGUUAAAGUCAGCUAUAUUUCUUCAAAAAGUUGUUCCAUUGCUGAUGACAGUUAUGGUUGUCUGGCGUCAAACAUUCCUGCUUUGGAAUUGAUGGCUUUAUAUGUAGCAGCUGCCAUGCAUGAUUAUGAUCAUCCUGGUCGUACAAAUGCUUUUCUAGUGGCUACAAAUGCACCUCAGGCUGUUCUCUACAAUGACAGAUCAGUCUUGGAAAAUCACCAUGCUGCUUCUGCCUGGAAUCUUUUCUUAUCACGACCUGAAUACAACUUUUUAUCAAAUCUUGAUCAUGUAGAAUUCAAGCGUUUUCGUUUCUUAGUGAUUGAAGCAAUCCUUGCCACAGAUCUCAAGAAGCAUUUUGAUUUCCUUGCAGAAUUUAAUGCCAAGGUCAGUGAUAUCAACAGUCAUGGUAUAGAAUGGAGCAAUGAAAAUGAUCGCCUGCUGGCCUGUCAAAUAUGCAUCAAGCUGGCAGAUAUUAAUGGCCCAGCAAAAGAUAGAGAGCUGCAUCUGAAGUGGACAGAAGGCAUUGUUAAUGAAUUUUAUGAACAGGGUGAUGAAGAAUCAAGUCUUGGAUUACCUAUAAGUCCCUUCAUGGAUCGUUCUUCUCCACAGCUUGCAAAAUUGCAAGAAUCUUUCAUCACUCACAUAGUUGGCCCCCUUUGUAAUUCCUAUAAUGCAGCUGGGUUGCUUCCAGGGCAAUGGGUUGAGGAAGAGGAGGAGGAUGCAGAAAGCACUGAAGAUGAUGAUGGAGCACAGUUAGAGAGUGAUGAUGAAGAAAUGGAAGAUGAUCUUAUUUUAAAAGCUCAAACAAAAAAAGGUAGACGAAUAUUUUGCCAGCUAAUACACCACCUCAGUGAAAAUCACAAAAUAUGGAAAAAAGCGAUUGAAGAGGAAGAAAAAAAUAAAGCUGAAGGAGCUAAACUGCUGAAUGAGAUCUCAUCUUUACCUCAAGCAGAUGAAAUUCAGGUUAUUGAGGAAGCUGAUGAAGAAGAUGAGCGACAACUAGGAGAAGACAAGACAUGCUAAGAAAACUUCAGUGGUUUCCAGUAUGAUAAUAGCCUAUUUUUUUUUCCACUGUGCUGACUUUAGCCUGACACAGUUCACAUAAAAUUGAAAGGCCUUAAUACUGUGAGAGGAUUCUUUCUACUCUAGUGGAAUCCCACUCCUAUGCACUUUCUCCACACAGAAUAUGAAACUUUAUUCAAAGAUUGAGUAUUGUAUAACCCGAUGCAAAGUUCUUUAUGCCUUAGUUGGUAUAAAAUAUCCUGAUAUAAUGCUGCCUUGCUGAAUAUGGAACUCUUAUUUUCCUUGAGGUACCUGCAAUUUUUAAAAACAUUCAGUGACUUUGAUUACCAAAGUGGCAAGAACUUUUUACUAACAAGGAAAUGUGGGAGGAAUCCGAAUAUUGUCUUGAGUUGUUUAUUUCAUGUUGUUUUUGAACAUGAACGAGAAAAAGUCUGUGCCUAUAUGAAAAUUAUGUUACUGUUGCAGUGCAAGCCUGUUGUGGGGUGUCUACUUAGUGCAGUAGUGUGCUUAAUGUAGCCAUCUCAGAGCAACUGUUCAAAGACUGUGACAUAAAUGCUGAAUUCUGAUAUUUGUGGUUUAAAAAAGAAAAGAAAAUCCAGGUGCAUCUA